CAACACCAUUCCUAUCAUCCUGUGCGGAGUCUAGAUCGGUUGUAUGUGCUCUUUCUUCCAUCGGACCUGGGGCAGGAACACCUCCGCGCCGAGAAAGUGUGAACGAUCACCCCCAAAUCAGGGGAUCUCUUGUUGACUUUGGUAUCGCCCCUGAACGCGCGACGCGAACUCGUUCGCCGCCACGGUUCGAUCUUCACCAUGGGCUGUUAUGGAGACCCCAUCGAAUGCUCCUACUAUGACGAAUAUAGCUGCAAUCGGUGUAACAGAGAAUUCAGAAGUGAAAAUGCCGCGCGGCAACAUGUGCAGAAUUCUCCGAGACACCACCCUUGCGAUGUCGGUAGUUGCAACUACGAUGCAGAUGGCCGAGAGGAUCUUCUAGAUCACUGGAGGCAAGAAGAAUGUCGCAUUGUGUGUGAAGGUUGCCAAAAGGGCAUAAUGCCACACUACUUCGAUCAGCAUUUAGCAGACGAAUACGUCUGUGGUACAUGCGAUAGACAUCAUAACAGCUAUAGUAACCUCGAGCAUCAUAAGCUUGUUCAUCUGCCGCUCACUCUGGAGUGCUGGGGCUGCGAGCGGAAGUUCGCAACUAUACCAGCGAUGAUGAUCCACCUCGAAAGCGGAUCGUGCACCUCAGGAAUCGAUGAAAUCGAUUUGAAUCAAUCGGCUGCGAUGUGCUUUCAGUGGAAACACUUUGUUCGCGAAGAUCUGCGCGACGACCUUCUUCACCGGGUUGACCUCGAUCAGGAGUAUCAAUUGUCCUAUCCUUUCGAGUGUCCUGGAUGUCACACAGGUUUCCGCUAUAUCAGUGGGCUGUUCAUGCACGUCGCAAGCCCCUCCUGCAAUGAAACGCUGGAUGAUUUUGCGAUGGCGAAGCUUAUCCGUUGGCUGAAGAAUAGGCAUGCUUAGAAUUCAGAAGAUCGGCGGAUUGCCUGGAGAUCAAAAAGCGUGCAAGAGAGGGAAUGUGAGUUAAAGCUUGAGUAUGGUUGAGCCAGCUCUGUAUCUAGUAUAUGCGAGGUUCUGUGUAAACAUUUCAUUAAAGGAGGGAUCAACCCAAGACGGACAGAAGACUUGUAUGAUGCAGUCGAUCUUUAAGCUAAGUUACCGUGAGGUAGGGUUGUAAGUUUCAAACGCCCUCACACUCAACUAUGGAUUACCUUUCCCAGACUCCUAUGCUCGCUUUACGUCUCUCAACCCGAUAACCCCGAUCCGGAGGAGAUCCGGAUUCUCCUCGAGAGCUACACGGUCGUUCUGAGCUA
Messenger RNA from Mytilinidion resinicola, 1256 nucleotides. RefSeq lists its product as uncharacterized. NCBI's taxonomy places the organism in Eukaryota, Fungi, Ascomycota, Dothideomycetes, Mytilinidiales, Mytilinidiaceae. The record is from RefSeq and is a predicted model, not a curated record. The transcript is spliced from 5 exons. The coding region runs from base 199 to 906 and encodes 235 amino acids.